Cuscuta campestris is the source of this 700-nucleotide messenger RNA. The record is from the annotation of a GenBank genome assembly. Lineage: Eukaryota; Viridiplantae; Streptophyta; Magnoliopsida; Solanales; Convolvulaceae.
AUCAACAAAUGAGAACACACGUAGUGGUGGAGAGUUCACUAAGUACUCUCAAGUCACGAAGACUAGGCAACAUCACAAAGCAUGCCAAAAAUAACUCACGAAGAGUCGAACUCUACCAUUGGGUCAUCGAGUUCAAAAANUAAAUUAACAAUCUCCACCUUUGGCCCAAAGUAGUGCACAUAGUUUGACAAGGAACCGCGGGACUCAUCAUAGCCUAAUAACCACUAAAUGUGUAAUCAACAAAUGAGAACACACGUAGUGGUGGAGAGUUCACUAAGUACUCUCAAGUCACGAAGACUAGGCAACAUCACAAAGCAUGCCAAAAAUAACUCACGAAGAGUCGAACUCUACCAUUGGCCACCCAGUGAUAAUCUUUGCAUUGAAUCCUCUGUGAAUGAUAUAUGUUAUUGAAGAUAAGGAUUUUAGGGUUUCCUUAGAUAGCUUGUCCUUCCGUUCUCAUCCAAGUCGCCCAUCCAGUAGGCGGCACGAUUCAGUCCCCUGCGAAUCUGCACGUCUUAAUGCUUACUUUAAAGAAGGACCAUUUGUUGAAAAUGGAGAUUUAUGGAGUCUAUGUCUUUUGCUGUCCAGAGGUUGAAGCUCAUGCGUCAACAGUUGAUCCAGUGGUCCUUCAUCAGCGUUUAGGUCAUCUCUCUCCUCAUAUAUCAGUUUCUCUUAGUUCAAAUAAUAGCACUUCUACAUU